Messenger RNA from Pistacia vera, 1870 nucleotides. Its product is annotated as oxalate--CoA ligase-like. NCBI's taxonomy places the organism in Eukaryota, Viridiplantae, Streptophyta, Magnoliopsida, Sapindales, Anacardiaceae. Gene Ontology annotation, molecular function: medium-chain fatty acid-CoA ligase activity. The transcript has 4 exons. Bases 115 to 1686 code for a protein of 523 amino acids. The record is from RefSeq and is a predicted model, not a curated record. Gene Ontology annotation, biological process: fatty acid metabolic process.
GUGCCUCUUUAUCUCUCGAUCUUCUGCUUUAUUUAUUAUUUGAUUUGUAACCAAAAAGAAAAGAUAUAUUCUUUCGCUAUAUUCAUAAAUUAAAUACAAAAAGAAAAAAGGAGAAUGGAAAGCGUUACAGUGAGUGGAUUGUUUAAGCAGGCGGCUGAAAAUUUUCCUUCACGGAGAGCUGUGUCGGUCUCUGGUAAGUUUGAUUUGACGUAUUCUCGCCUUCAUGAACUUGUUGAACGUGCCGCUACUCGUCUUGUUGCGUCAGGGAUUAACGCUGGCGAUGUCGUUGCAUUCACCUUUCCAAACACAGUCGAGAUGGUAAUAAUGCUUUUGGCCGUAAUCCGAGCACGUGCCACCGCCGUGCCGCUCAACCCAGCGUACACACCAGACGAGUUCGAGUUUUACCUAUCAGACUCAGAAGCAAAGCUUUUAUUUACCCCGAUUCAAGGAAAUGCUCAAGCUCAAGCCGCGGCUUCCAAGCUCAAAAUUCAUCAAGCCACGGCUCAUUUCCCUGAACCUGAAUCAGAACUCUCUCUCUCACUCCCUCAGUCCGAGUCAAAUUCCAACUCAAUCGAUAAACUCAUCAAUGAACCAUCCGAUGACGCAAUCUUCCUCCACACUUCAGGCACCACGAGCCACCCCAAAGGGGUCCCGUUAACUCAGCUCAAUUUAGCUUCCUCCAUGCAAAACAUCAUAUCGGUUUACAAACUCACUGAAUCAGACUCUACCGUACUAGUACUCCCGCUUUUUCAUGUUCAUGGCUUGAUGGCCGGCUUAUUGAGCUCUCUUGGAGCGGGAGCCGCCGUGACUCUUCCAGCCGCUGGGAGGUUCUCGGCUUCAACAUUUUGGAAAGACAUGGUCAAAUAUAAUGCCACGUGGUACACUGCGGUCCCCACCAUACACCAGAUCAUAUUAGACCGGCAUAUGAAUAACCCCGAACCCGUUUACCCGAAGCUCCGAUUUAUUCGGAGCUGCAGCGCCUCACUGCCGCCAAGUGUAUUUACUCAGCUUGAAGAAACAUUUGGUGCUCCGGUUUUAGAAGCAUAUGCAAUGACUGAGGCGAGCCAUUUAAUGGCAUCCAAUCCAUUACCAGAAGACGGUCCCCAUAAGCCCGGAUCGGUGGGUCGACCCGUGGGACAAGAAAUGGCGAUUUUGGAUGAAAAUGGUGUACCUCAAAAGGCAGAAGUGCAUGGUGAAGUGUGUAUUAAGGGAUCAAACGUAACUAAAGGUUAUAAAAAUAACCCUGAGGCUAAUCGGUCUGCCUUUCAAUACGGGUGGUUUCACACAGGUGAUAUAGGGUAUUUCGAUUCGGAUGGAUAUUUGCAUCUCGUGGGUCGGAUCAAGGAGCUCAUCAACCGUGGAGGGGAGAAAAUAUCACCAAUUGAAGUGGAUGCAGUCCUGAUAACCCAUCCUGACAUUGCGCAAGCUGUUGCUUUUGGAGUCCCUGAUGACAAAUAUGGUGAAGAGAUCAACUGCGCCGUCAUUCCUCGACAAGGAACAAAGAUUGAUGAAGAGGAGGUGCUGAGGUUUUGCAAGAAAAAUCUUGCAUCUUUUAAGGUACCCAAGAGAGUUUUCAUCACAAAUUCUUUCCCAAAGACUGCCAGUGGAAAGAUUCAACGUCGAAUUCUGGCAGAACACUACAUUUCUCAAAUCUCAACUGCUAAAGUUCCCAAGUUUGGAGCUUAAGAGGGAACCACUCCCCAAUCCCAUUAGUACUUCAAGUAUGUAAAUAGCAUAUAAGAUCCCGUUGUUGAUGUCAAAGUGUUAUAUUUUUCUAUUUUUAUGCACUUCGAUGGUGAAAAGGAUUGUAUAAUUAUAUUUUUUAGUUCUUAUAUAGUUGGAUGGUUUUCAUAAAUAAUACAUGAUUAUU